Messenger RNA from Hordeum vulgare subsp. vulgare (domesticated barley), 1209 nucleotides. RefSeq lists its product as uncharacterized. NCBI's taxonomy places the organism in Eukaryota, Viridiplantae, Streptophyta, Magnoliopsida, Poales, Poaceae. The record is from RefSeq and is a predicted model, not a curated record. The transcript is spliced from 3 exons. Bases 1 to 1101 code for a protein of 366 amino acids.
AUGUUGAAACUGAGUGGUGAGGUCGGUUUCGCUGACGGCGUGGUCGAUGUCAGCGAGACCGUCGAUGAGGAGCUUCAUGCGGCGCGCGUACUCGGAGACGAAGAGAUCGCCUUGCUUGAGGUUUCGUUACUACCGGUUGAGGACCAUGAACCAGGCGGCACGAUUGGCGAGGAAGAAAUCUUUGAUUUUCUUCCAGAUGGAGUAGGUGGUGGUGGCGCCGACGACGUGGUCGAUCAUGGGAUCCGCAAGAGUGGCAUAGAGCCAGAGGGCGACAUGGGCGUCGAGCUCAAGGUAGGCAGCGUCGGCGUUGGGAGGCGGAGAGUGUUCGAUGAGGUAGAGGACACCGUAGCGGAUCAGGACCAUGAGGAAGAAAGAUUUCCACUUGUGGUAGUUGUGAUCAGCGGGGUUGAGAUGAAACUUGAUGUGAUUGGUGAUAUGAAAAAAAGGGACACACCACGUGGACCAAAACAAAGUUCAACCCAGGCACAUCACAGAGCCCAGCCGGCCUUUCGGCCAAGGCCUGUCCCGAGCCGCUCGCCCCGCUCGCUGCUACGGCUGACCAGUGGGGUCCGCGCCGCCCCAUCGUCCCCAACCUCCCGCAACCAGCGGGAUAAGCAGGAGCACGCGCACCCCGCACCUACCGAGCGAUGCUCUCAGGAUAGAGCUUAUCCCGCAGCCUGCAAACGCCAUAGCCGCACCUAUAAAAGGCCCUCGAGUCCCUCGUCUCAUUCAGCCAUCCUGCCCCUCCUCUCGCCGCUCAUAGCUGAUGCCGUCGCCGUUCGCAUCUCGCCGGCCGGAGCUCCUUCGCCCGAGUACUACGCCGUUUCGCCGGAGACGAAGCCCCGACGACCCGAGCCCGCCGGAGCUCACCGGAGCACCGAAGCUCCGCCACUCGCCCUGCUCCACCCCGACGCCUUCGAUGCCACACACCACCGUCGUUCGGCAUCCCUCGACGAGACGCACCCGCCCGCCUACCUCACCCGCGCCGCAUCCCGUCGGAGCCGCCGCCCCGUCCGCGCCGCUCGCCCACGACCCUGCCUCCAAACGCCAGCGUCGUCUCGCUAUAAGCAACCACACCCUCUGCUUCGUUCGUUAGAUUAGAUUAGAUAGGAUCUUUCUUUAGAACGAAUCGGUACGGGUUAGUGUGGUUUUAUCUAAACCGUUCGGUUUUAUUUAAACAGAACGUCGAUUUCCUUUGGUUUAGUAUAA